This is a messenger RNA of Megalobrama amblycephala (Wuchang bream), 3446 nucleotides long. RefSeq lists its product as uncharacterized. The record is from RefSeq and is a predicted model, not a curated record. The transcript has 7 exons. Bases 401 to 3178 code for a protein of 925 amino acids. Lineage: Eukaryota; Metazoa; Chordata; Actinopteri; Cypriniformes; Xenocyprididae.
UUGCUUAAUUGUAUUUAAAUGUUCUGUUAUUUUUGUUGUAAGAAAAUGGUUAUUAAACCUGUUAUACUGUAUUAUGACAACACAUUUUUGCGAAUAAGUUUGUGUCGUGAUAAUACCAUUAGGGCUGGUCAGAAUACCUUUUUUUUUUUUUUUUUUUUUUUUUUGAUUCGCAGCUCAGUAGUAAACGGCACUGAAUAUUCAAAGCUUCAGCGGGAGGGGGCUGAAGAUAUUUUUAUUAAAGGCAUGUGUAACGAGUAUAAAUAUGGUGUGGCCCCUUUAAGAGCUGCACACUCUUGGUUGAACUGUGUCGAACUCGAACACAUGUAUGUGGGUUAUUUCUGUUUUUCUGUUGCUCAUUUAAAAGUUAUUUUUAAUGUGUAUUUAUUUUAAUUCUAUUUAGAUGUUUACUGAAGGGUUUGGCCUGGUAAAUUAUUCCGAAAGUGAUGAGACUGAUGAUGAGAAAGACAACCCUACCUCUUUUGUUCGACAAAAGACAAGGAAUGAAAACAUUCAGAUGGAUGGGGUACCUGAUUAUUCUGACCCUCUGUUUGACUCGAGUGAGAGUAUAGUUGAUGAAACUGAUGAGGAGUCCAGUUCUCAAUCAGACAAAGUUGUUCCAAAGCGAAGGACAAAAAGCAUUUCGAUGGAUAAAGUACCAGAUUGUUCUGUUCCAAGUGAUGAAAGCACAGAUGAGAUUGACACUAUGUCGGAAAUGGCUCCACAAAGGCCAAAGAGAAGCUGUCACCAUCCUAUUCAAAGGCAUCUUGUAGAAUCAGAUGACUCAUGUGGCGAUAGCGAAGAUGAGUAUAUUCCAGAUCCCAGGGAGGAAAGUACAGGGGAAAGCAAUGACAGUGACUGCAGCUUGAAGUUAUCUCUGGAAAAUAAACCAAAGUCAUCUAUUAGUCAAAGCAGAAGCAAGUCAUCAAGUAAGAGCAGGUGCAAGUCUUCAGGUCAGAGCCAAUUUGAGUCCAGUCAGAGCAGAAGAUUUGAAACAAGUCAAGACUCUGUGCAAAGAUUUUCCAAUAGCAGAGAUGAAAGAAGCAGAGAGAAAACAGGGCAAACAUAUAGUAAGAAGGCGAUGAGUGUUUCAGUUCCUCUUGAAGAGCCCUCUGUCUAUGUUAAUGAAGUUUUAAAAAAAGAAGAUGGGUCUAGAAGAUACAACAAGAAGCAUCACUGCUUGUUUUGUAGCCAAGUUGUUCAGAAAAUGUCCAGACACUUGUCACGUAAACACAGCGACGUAGUUGAAGUUGCUAAAGCAUUAAGUUUGCCAAAGAACUCGAAAGAAAGGAGACUACAGUUAGAUUAUAUCCGAAACAAAGGAAACUUUGAGCACAACGUUGAAGUUUUGGAGAGCCGCAAAGGCCAACUCAUCCCAUGGAAGCAACCAAAGAAAAAAACUGAAGGACAAGAAUUUACGCACUGUGUUUACUGCUACGGACUGUUCCGAAAAAAAGUGAUGUGGAGACAUUUUAAGGUUUGCAAUUUUAAGCCUCAGGGCAAAAACUCUAAACGAGGAAAAUCCAGAGUUCAAGCGUUGUGUGCUUUUGCAGAACCUGCUCCAGCUGGUUUUAGUGACGCAUACUGGAAGUUCCUGAGCGAAAUGAACCAGGACGAAGUUGCAGUUGCAGUUAAGGAAGACCGCUGCAUUCUUGAGUAUGGUCUCAGAUUAUUCAGUAAGAAUGAGCACGUAACUAGCCAACAUCAAUAUAUCAGACAGAAACUCAGAGAGCUUGCCAGGCUGGUACUUGAAGCAAAAAAGGUGACGCAUGUGAAGUCAAUAAAAGAACUCAUAAAACCUGAAAAGUACAGUCAGGUUGUCAGAGCUACAAGAUGCCUUGCUGGUUUUAGUGACACAACUGGCAAAUAUAAACGUCCAUCUCUUGCUCGCAAAGUUGGGCAUGGCUUGCAUGCUUUAGCUAUGUUUAUCAAGUCUGAAGGACUGAUGAGGAAAGAUCAACAGACUGCCAAAGAUGCUGAGGAAUUUGCACUGUUAUAUCAAGAAAGUUGGAAAUUUGACAUUGCGAGUCAAGCACUUACUCAGCUUAAUCAGACCAAGUGGAAUUCUCCUCAGGUUCUGCCGUUCACACAGGACGUCCAAAAACUUCAUUGCUAUUUGUCUGACAAACAGCAAGAACUACUUGAUGCUCUUCAAAAAGAGCCUUCUCCAUUAAACUGGAAAGACCUAGCUAAAGUGACCCUGGCAAAUGUUAUCCUCUUCAACCGCCGUAGAUCAGGAGAGGUAUCCCGAAUGCCCUUGUCUGUGUACUUGUCAAAGGAUACAUCAGAAACUCAUGAAGAUGUUAACCUAGCCCUUACAGCACUCGAGCAGAAGCUUUGCAAACAUUUUGUCCGGGUUGCCAUAGUAGGAAAGAGAGGAAGGAAAGUCCCUGUUCUCCUUACUCCAGUAAUGAGGGAAUCACUUGAUGCUUUGACCGAGAAGCGAGAAGAAUGUGGAGUUCUGAAAGAAAAUGGCUUCUUGUUUGCAUUGCCACACUCUGUCCAUUACUUGAGGGGUUCUGAUUGCAUUAGGCAGUUUGUGAACGAAUGUGAUGACAUCAAACAUCCCGAAGCGCUAACUUCAACAAAACUAAGGAAACACAUUGCUACUCUGUCAACCGUUCUAAAUCUGAAAACAACAGAACUCGACCAGUUAGCAGAUUUCCUUGGCCACAACAUUGCAGUCCACAGAAAGCACUACCGUCUUCCAGAAGGCACCCUCCAGCUGGCUAAAAUUAGCAAAGUACUUUUAGCUCUGGAAAAGGGACGGCUAGGAGAGUACAAGGGGAAGAAUCUGGAUGAAAUUCAGCUUGAUGUGACUGAGGCUGUUGACGUGGACAUGGAUGAGUGCUCUCAAGAAGAAGAUGAAUUUAUUCCGGAAGCUGUAGACAGCGUGAAGUCCAUUGAGGAACCAACUUCAACAGUAUAUUUGCAACCAAAAGCAAAGACGGCCAAAAAGAGAGGCAAACAAACUGCAGCCAGAAGAUGCUGGUCCGCCGAUGAAUGUGCUGCAGUGGAAAAGCACCUCAAGAAGUUCAUUACGAGGAACCAAGUCCCUGGAAAAAUGGACUGUGAGCAUUGCAUUGAGGCAGAACCAGAAGUUUUAGGAACCCGAGACUGGAAGGCAGUCAAGUAUUUCAUAAAAAACCGCAUUACUGCUUUACGAAGAAAAGUAGAGUAAAAUAGUGUCCACUAGUGUUCAGCUUGGGACAUGAGUUCAAAGUGUUUUCAGGUAAAGGUCACACUCUAAAAAAUGCUGGGUUAAAAACAACCCAAGUUGGGUUGAAAAUGGACAAACUGGGUAGUUUUAUUUAAACCAAAAAUUGUUUAAAAAUUACUAUAUUUCUUGCUUAAAAUGAACCCAUAAUAUGUUGGAAAUUAAUAUUUAUUCAAGUUUAAUAAACAAACAUUUGAAUAAUACUUAAACAAUAAACAUUUAUUAAAUUGCU